Mandrillus leucophaeus (drill) is the source of this 4089-nucleotide messenger RNA. It is a transcript of the gene ADAM12, whose product is annotated as ADAM metallopeptidase domain 12. Lineage: Eukaryota; Metazoa; Chordata; Mammalia; Primates; Cercopithecidae. The coding region runs from base 1 to 2646 and encodes 881 amino acids. Gene Ontology annotation, biological process: proteolysis. The record is from RefSeq and is a predicted model, not a curated record. The transcript is spliced from 23 exons. Gene Ontology annotation, molecular function: metalloendopeptidase activity.
AUGGGAAUAACAUGGGUGAGCUUAUGGGACCAAGGAGGAGCUGAUGAAGUUGUCAGUGUCUCUGUUCGGAGUGGAGACCUCUGGAUCCCAGAGAAGAGCUUCGACUCCAAGAAUCAUCCAGAAGUGCUGAAUAUUCAAAUACAACUGGAAAGCAAAGAACUGAUCAUAAAUCUGGAAAGAAAUGAAGGUCUCAUUGCCAGCAGUUUCACGGAAACCCACUAUCUGCAAGAUGGUACUGAUGUCUCCCUCGCUCGAAAUUACACGGGUCACUGUUACUACCAUGGACAUGUACGGGGAUAUUCUGAUUCAGCCGUCAGUCUCAGCACCUGUUCUGGUCUCAGGGGACUUAUUAUGUUUGAAAAUGAAACCUAUGUCUUAGAACCAAUGAAAAAUGCAACCAACAGAUACAAACUCUUCGCAGCGAAGAACCUGAAAAGCAUCUGGGGAUCAUGUGGAUCACAUCACAACACAUCAAGCCUCACUGCAGAUAAUGUGUUCCCACCGCCCUCUCAGACAUGGGCAAGAAGGCAUAAAAGGGAGACCCUCAAGGCGACCAAGUAUGUGGAGCUGGUGAUCGUGGCGGACAACCGAGAGUUUCAGAGGCAAGGAAAAGAUCUGGAAAAAGUUAAGCAGCGAUUAAUAGAGAUUGCUAAUCACGUUGACAAGUUUUACAGACCACUGAACAUUCGGGUCGUGUUGGUAGGCGUGGAAGUGUGGAAUGACAUCGACAAAUGCUCUAUAAGUCAGGACCCGUUCACCAGCCUCCAUGAAUUUCUGGACUGGAGGAAAAUGAAGCUUCUACCUCGCAAAUCCCAUGACAACGCGCAGCUUGUCAGUGGGGUUUAUUUCCAAGGGACCAUCAUCGGCAUGGCCCCAAUCAUGAGCAUGUGCACGGCGGAACAGUCUGGGGGAAUUGUCAUGGACCAUUCAGACAGUCCCCUUGGUGCAGCCGUGACCCUUGCACAUGAGCUGGGCCACAAUUUCGGGAUGAAUCAUGAUACACUGGAGAGGGGCUGUAGCUGUCAAAUGGCGGCUGAGAAAGGAGGCUGCAUCAUGAACCCUUCCACCGGGUACCCAUUUCCCAUGGUGUUCAGCAGUUGCAGCAGGAAGGACUUGGAGACCAGCCUGGAGAAAGGAAUGGGGAUGUGCCUCUUUAACCUGCCGGAAGUCAGGGAGUCUUUCGGGGGCCAGAAGUGUGGGAACGGAUUUGUGGAAGAAGGAGAGCAGUGUGACUGCGGGGAGCCGGAGGAAUGUAUGAAUCGCUGCUGCAAUGCCACCACCUGUACCCUGAAGCCAGAUGCUGUGUGCGCACACGGGCUGUGCUGUGAAGACUGUCAGCUGAAGCCUGCAGGGACGGCAUGCAGGGACUCCAGCAACUCCUGUGACCUCCCGGAGUUCUGCACAGGGGCCAGCCCUCACUGCCCAGCCAACGUGUACCUGCACGACGGGCACCCAUGUCAGGGUGUGGACGGCUACUGCUACAAUGGCAUCUGCCAGACUCAUGAGCAGCAGUGUGUCACGCUCUGGGGACCAGGUGCUAAACCUGCCCCUGGGAUCUGCUUUGAGAGAGUCAAUUCUGCAGGUGAUCCUUAUGGCAACUGUGGCAAAGUCUCAAAGAGUUCCUUUGCCAAAUGCGAGAUGAGAGAUGCUAAAUGUGGAAAAAUCCAGUGUCAAGGAGGUGCCAGCCGGCCAGUCAUUGGUACCAAUGCUGUUUCCAUAGAAACAAACAUCCCCCUGCAGGAAGGAGGCCGGAUUCUGUGCCGGGGGACCCACGUGUACUUGGGCGAUGACAUGCCGGACCCUGGGCUUGUGCUUGCAGGCACAAAGUGUGCAGAUGGAAAAAUCUGCCUGAAUCGUCGAUGUCAAAACAUUAGUGUCUUUGGGGUUCAUGAGUGUACAGUGCAGUGCCACGGCAGGGGGGUGUGCAACAACAGGAAGAACUGCCACUGCGAGGCCCACUGGGCACCUCCCUUCUGUGACAAGUUUGGCUUUGGAGGAAGCACAGACAGCGGCCCCAUCCGGCAAGCAGAUAACCAAGGUUUAACCGUAGGAAUUCUGGUGACCAUCCUGUGUCUUCUUGCUGCUGGAUUUGUGGUUUAUCUCAAAAGGAAGACCUUGAUACGACUGUUGUUUACAAAUAAGAAGACCACCAUUGAAAAACUAAGGUGUGUGCGCCCUUCCCGGCCACCCCGUGGCUCCCAACCCUGUCAGGCUCACCUCGGCCACCUCGGAAAAGGCCUGAUGAGGAAGCCUCCAGAUUCCUACCCACCGAAGGACAAUCCCAGGAGAUUGCCACAGUGUCCGAAUGUUGACAUCAGCAGACCCCUCAACGGCCUGAAUGUCCCUCAGCCCCAGUCAACUCAGCGAGUGCUUCCUCCCCUCCACCGGGCUCCGCGUGCACCCAGCGUCCCUGCCAGACCCCUGCCAGUCAACCCUGCACUUAGGCAGGCCCAGGGGACCUGUAAGCCAAACCCCCCUCAGAAGCCUCUGCCUGCAGAUCCUCUGGCCAGAACAACUCGGCUCACCCAUGCCUUGGCCAGGACCCCAGGACAGCAGGAGACUGGGCUCCGCCUGGCACCCCUCAGACCUGCUCCACAAUAUCCACACCAAGUGCCCAGAUCCACCCACACCGCCUACAUUAAGUGAGAAGCCGACACCUUUUUUCAACAGUGAAGACAGAAGUUUGCACUAUCUUUCAGCUCCAGUUGGAGUUUUUUUGUACCAACUUUUAGGAUUUUUUUAAUGUUUAAAACAUCAUUACUAUAAGAACUUUGAGCUACUGCCGUCAGUGCUGUGCUGUGCUAUGGUGCUCUGUCUACUUGCUCAGGUACUUGUAAAUUAUUAAUUUAUGCAGAAUGUUGAUUACAGUGCAGUGCGCUGUGGUAGGCAUUUUUACCAUCACUGAGUUUUCCAUGGCGGAAGGCUUGUUGUGCUUUUAGUAUUUUAGUGAACUUGAAAUAUCCUGCUUGAUGGGAUUCUGGACAGGAUGUGUUUGCUUUCUGAUCAAGGCCUUAUUGGAAAGCAGUCCCCCACCUACCCCCAGCUGUGCUUAUGGUACCAGAUGCAGCUCAAGAGACCCCAAGUGGAACCUCAGUUGAUUUUCUAGAUUCCCUAUCUCAGGCCAGAGCCAAGGGGCUUCAGGUCCAGGCUGUGUCUGGUUUCAGGGAGGCCCUGUGCCCCUUGACAACUGGCAGGCAAGCUCCCAGGGACAGCUCUGGGACAGCAGGUAGAAAUCUGGCUUCUGGCCAGGAAGUUUUGGAGAGAACCUGGGUUGCAGACAGGAAUUUUAAGGUGUAGCCACACGAGGAUAGAGACUGGAACACUAGACAGGCUGGAACUUGACCCUGAGUUGACCAGCCGUAAGCAUGUUUGGCUCAAGGUUGUGCUUGAUAGAAAUGCCAAGCACUUCUUUUUCUGGCUGUCCUUUCUAGAGCACUGCCACCAGUAGGUUAUUUAGACUGGGAAAGGUGGUGUUUCUACAAGAAACCUACUGCCCAGGCACUGCAAACCACCACCUCCCUGUACUGCUUGGAGCCGAGCAAAUCACCACGAUCAUAUAUUCAGACAGAUGAGGCUUUCCAUGGGACCACAACUAUUUCAGAUGUGAACCAUUAACCAGAUCUAGUCAAUCAAGUCUGUCAAUUAAAAAAUCUCCUUUUACUGCAAAGUUCAACUUAUUGAAAAUUAGGCAGACUCUUUAUGCUUGCAAAAACUGCAACCAAAUGGAAUGUGAUAUUCAUGGGUAUAGCUCACGUCUGCUAUCAUUAUUCGUAGAUAUUGGACAAAGAGCCUUCUCUAUGGGGAAUCCUCUUUUUCCAGCUUGGCUGCAGGAAUCUUUAAAAGAUGCUUUUAAUAGAGUCUGAACCUAUUUCUUAAACAAACACUUGUAACCUACCUGUUGAGCAUCACAGAACGUGAUAAAGAAAUGAACCUGCUUAUCAACUACCUAAAUAUGUGUGAGAUGCUGGCUUGGGCAGCAUCCCCUUGAACUUUUCACUCUUCAAAUGCCUGACUAGGGAGCCAUGUUUCACAAGGUCUUUACGAUGACUAAUGGCAUGAGAAAUACAAAAAUACUCAGAUAAAGUAAAA